Molecule: messenger RNA, 1292 nt
Organism: Helianthus annuus (common sunflower)
Lineage: Eukaryota; Viridiplantae; Streptophyta; Magnoliopsida; Asterales; Asteraceae
Product: receptor kinase-like protein Xa21
Exons: 2
Coding region: 18-1196 (392 amino acids)
Biological process (GO): protein phosphorylation
Molecular function (GO): protein kinase activity; ATP binding
Source: RefSeq, a predicted model, not a curated record
GAACCUGUCAAGUUCCAAUGGUAGGAGUGUUAGCUAAAGAAAGUGCAUUCUCUGUUUUGGGGAAUAGAAGGCUUUGUGGUGGCAUUAAUGAACUUGGGUUACCCAAAUGCAAGGAGACAAGUAAAUUUACAAAGAAGUUUCAUCUCUAUUUAAUAGUCACAUUGAUCGCAUGCGCACUUUUCACCACAACAUGUUUAGCAUAUGCUUGGUGUAAGAAGAAAAGAAAGAGCCAUCUUUCAAAAUCGUCAACAAGCGAACGAUACCUAAAAGUUUCAUACAGUCAACUUCUAAAGGCUACCAAUGGGUUCUCCGAAUCCAAUUUGAUUGGAACUGGUGGUUAUAGUUCUGUUUAUAAAGGAAUCCUUUUUGAAGUUAAUGACACAUUUGUUGCAAUCAAAGUUCUACAUCUUCAAAAUCGUGGAGCUCAAAAAAGCUUUACGAGGGAAUGUGAAGCAUGGCGGAACCUUCGACAUAGGAAUUUGUUGAAGAUUAUAACUUCAUGCUCAAGUAUUGACUUUCAAGGAAAUCCAUUCAAAGCUUUGGUAUACGAGUUCAUGCCCAAUGGGAGUUUGCAUGAUUGGUUGCAUUCAAGUGGAAAUACAUCAAGGCUAAACCUUCUUCAAAUGAUAAAAAUUCUUAUGGAUGUAGCAUAUGCACUUGAUUAUAUUCAUAAUCACUGUCUACCAACCAUUAUUCAUGGUGACCUGAAGCCUAGUAAUAUUCUACUCGAUAAUGAUAUGGUGGCUCAUGUUGGAGAUUUCGGUUUAGCUCGAUUUCUUGGAACUUCAUACAAAAACAACUCAACUGGGAUUCGCGGUACAGUGGGUUAUAUUGCUCCAGAGUAUGGUCUCGAGAGUGAGAUGACAAGUAAUGGGGAUAUCUACAGUUUUGGAAUACUAGUUCUAGAGGCAAUGACCGGGAAACACCCAACUGAUGACAUCUUUAAUGAAGACCUUUGCCUUCAUAAAUUUGCUUCAAUGGCCUUGCUAGACAAUGUAAUUGAUAUCAUUGAUGUUAACAUUCUAAACCUGUAUCAAGAGUACAAUGAAGAAAAUGCCAUGAAAAUAGAGGAAUGUUUGACUCUAACAAUUAAGAUUGGAGUCGCAUGCUCUGUGGAUUCCCCAACACAAAGGAUGGAUGUCAAAAAGGUUAUGCGUGAAUUGCAACAGAUUCUCGAUACACUUGAAAAUAUUUGAGGUACGUUGUUCAUUAUUCUGGUGUAGGAGAUGGUGUAUCAUGCAUGUCAUCUCGGGUUGUCGAGCCAAGCCAGGUUAGGCUUGAGUUGAAACUUA